Trichoplax adhaerens is the source of this 1152-nucleotide messenger RNA. RefSeq lists its product as uncharacterized. The record is from RefSeq and is a predicted model, not a curated record. Lineage: Eukaryota; Metazoa; Placozoa; Uniplacotomia; Trichoplacea; Trichoplacidae. The transcript is spliced from 2 exons. Bases 1 to 1152 code for a protein of 383 amino acids.
AUGGCCUAUGAAUCUGAAAGCAAUAAAGUUCACAUUCGCAAUUACAUCAAUCCUGCUGAUGGCGAAUUCGGAUUUGGUACAAAUACUUUAUUCAAAUAUUAUGAGAGAAAGGUCUACGGAUUAAAAAAAUGCUGGAAAGAAGAGACAGAACUAGCAAUACAGAAUCAACAGUUGUAUCUACAAUUCAACGAUGCUACCUUUUAUCCCGACCCAUUACCAAUUGAUAAAGGCGUCCUAGGCUAUUUUAUAUCUUUUACUAUUAACAUGGACAACUAUCAAGGGCAGAAAAUCGACUAUGUUGAAAGUACUUAUCAUGAUAUUGAUUCUUUUAUCGAUGGUCGACAUUUAACAGUACGUCGGUAUGAAGCUCGUGUCAAAGGUUUAAUGACUCCAAAUCCGAUUCCAAUGUGUGCUGCUCAAACUUAUAUCACUAAAUUAGUCAAUCGAAAUCCCAAAGUACUUAAAUGUAUCGUUGUUGAUAAUAAUGGUAAUCGAGUAUUAAUUCAAGGCACUCUGUUUCGUGGUCGAGAAUUAUAUGUAUAUGGGCAAAAAGAUGCCGGUGAGCCAUUUGAUAGCUUUGAAAAAGUACCAAAAGUUGAUUUAACUCAUCAAAAAUCGAAGCUUUCUAGAGAUGCUAGUAGAGCACCUUAUAUUAAAGAUUAUGUAGAUCCAAAAGAUGGCAAGUUAGAGUAUAGUAACAAUACAGUCUAUCGUUACUUUGAAAGGCAAGUGCAUGGAUUAACUGGAUCAUGGGAGGAAGGAACUGAGGACGCAAUUACUAAUGGUAAUUUAUUCUUAAACUUGAAUGGCCGGAAAAUAUUUCCCGAUCGGCGUAGGAUUAAUAGAGGUAUUCGAGGCUAUUACGUCUCAUUUACCAUCGAUAUUGAUAAAGAACAAGCGCGUAAUAUUACUUACAACCUUAUUACCAAAUCUAACGUUGAUCAAUAUCAAUAUGAAGCAGUAGCGGAAGGAUUAUGGACACCCAAUCCCAUCCCAAAGAUUUUUAUUAGGAACUAUUUAAGCAAACUUACUACUUUAAAUAUAUCUGGUAUUGGGUACAUGAUAGCACCUAGUGCAAAAUCAAUCAAAAUUAAGAAUAUAGAAUCACUUGCUGAUAACCUUAUGUCUACGGUGACGAAGAAGCUGAUAUAG